GAUGAGGGUAACUUCCUGUUCCUGCCUUCCGGGUUUGAGAGUUUAGGACCCUGGGUUGGUGGGGUCAGAGGGAGAGGGGGUGCCUUCCUCCCGGACUGCUGGGGGUGCAGGGCGCCUUGGGUGUAGCACCCAGAACAGGUUUCUGAUCUCUAACUUGGCUGUGAUCAUUGUGAUGGAGCAAGAAAAAAAACUGCUGGUCUCAGAUUCUAACAGCUUUAUGGAGAGGGAGAGUUUGAAAAGCCCUUUCACAGAAGAUGCAAGUAUGAAUAAUUUGGAAACUGUUCACCACAGUAAUUCUAAGGCAGAUAAAGAGAAACCUUCAGAAUGGUCUAAAAGACAUAGACCACAACAUUAUAAGCAUGAGGAUGCAAAAGAAAUGCCACUGACAUGGGUUCAAGAUGAGAUUUGGUGUCAUGAUUCCUAUGAGAGUGAUGGCAAAUCAGAGAAUUGGGGAAAUUUUUUAGCUAAAGAGGAGGAAAAACCCAAUCACCAGGAAUGGGACCCAGGAGAACAUACCAAUGCCUGUGUCCAGCAGAAUUCAUCCUUUGUAGACAGACCCUAUAAAUGUUCCGAAUGUUGGAAAAGCUUCAGUAAUAGUUCUCAUUUGCGUACUCACCAGAGGACCCACUCAGGAGAAAAGCCUUAUAAAUGCUCUGAGUGUGCAAAAUGCUUUUGUAACAGUUCUCACCUGAUUCAGCAUCUAAGAAUGCACACAGGAGAGAAGCCCUACCAGUGUGGUGAAUGUGGGAAAAGCUUCACCAAUACCUCCCAUCUUAUUAUCCAUGAGAGAACUCACACGGGAGAGAAACCCUAUAAAUGUCCUGAGUGUGGGAAGAGAUUCAGCAGCAGCUCUCACCUUAUUCAGCAUCACAGAUCACAUACAGGUGAAAAACCAUAUGAAUGUUCUGUCUGCGGAAAAGGCUUCAGUCACAGCUAUGUCCUAAUAGAACAUCAGAGGACUCACACUGGAGAAAAACCUUAUAAGUGCCCUGAUUGUGGGAAGAGUUUUAGUCAGAGUUCCAGCCUCAUUCGCCACCAGCGGACACACACAGGUGAGAAGCCCUACAAAUGUCUUGAGUGUGGAAAAAGCUUUGGUUGUAAUUCUACUCUAAUAAAACAUCAGAGAAUACAUACAGGAGAAAAGCCUUAUCAAUGUCCAGAAUGUGGGAAGAAUUUUAGUCGUAGUUCAAACCUUAUUACACACCAGAAAAUGCACACAGGAGAGAAAUCCUAUGAAAGUUCUGAACAUGAGGAAAGUUUGAGUCAGAACUGCAAUGUGAUAGAAGAAUGCAGAAUCCAGUUAGGAGAGAAACCAUACAGAUGUUGUGAAUGUGGGAAGAGUUUUGGCCUUAGCUCCCAUCUCAUUAGACAUCAGAGAACACAUACAGGAGAAAAACCUUACAGAUGUUCUGAGUGCUGGAAAACUUUCAGUCAGAGUUCCACCCUGGUGAUUCACCAAAGGACACAUACAGGAGAGAAACCUUAUAAAUGUCCUGAUUGUGGUGAAUGCUUCAGUCAGAGCUUUAACCUUAUCAGGCACCGGAGGACCCACAUAGGGGAAAAACCUUACAAAUGUACCAGCUGUGAGAAAUGCUUCAGCAGAAGUGCCUACCUCAGUCAGCAUCGGAAAAUUCACGUAGAAAAGCCUUUUGAGUCUCCCGACGUUGGAGAUUUUCCUCAUGAAUGGACUUGGAAAAACUGUUCAGGGGAAAUGUCCUUCAUCCCUUCAUUUUCCGUCUCAAAUUCAUCUUCCUGAGUCCCAAAGCCUGGUUGGUGAUGGUUUUUUCUUCCUUGUUGGACCAUGACAAUUUAGGUAUUCUGUGAUUGUUGUGCUAUAAAGUUUCUUUGAUGUGUUUGUCAAAACAUUUGGAAAAAGUCAACCUCCCAGUUUAAAGGAUGGGAAGACCCCAAUCACCAGGUUAUUGGAUCUGUCCAAUGAGAGAUUCAUCCACCAAGGAUGAAGAGAGGAGGACUUUUAAAAAUUUAAGGUAAGAUAGUAAUAGCUUCAAAAGAACACGUACAGAGUAAUCCUGAGAGUAAGCAAAGGAACCAUGAGAACCUGAAGCUAGAAUUGCUAUUAAAUUACUUUAUUUUCUCUUCCCUUAUUGAGUAGAGAUACAUCAUUACUGGCCUCAGGGGUUUACCCAAAGAAAGGGUAUUUUUGAGCAAAUAAUGUGAUUUCCUGGCUAUUUUGUUGGGGCUUAAGAAGAGAUUUUUUUUUUUUCAAAUGCAUUUUUAGUCACUAAAAAUUAACUGUUGUACCAUCUAGAACUAUACUGUCCAGUACCAUAGCCUCUAGCCGUAUGUAGCUAUUCGUAUUAAGAUUAAUUGAAAUUUUAAAUCCAGUUCCUCAGUCACACUAGCCACUUUCUAAGUGCUCAGUAGCUCUGUGUGACCAGCGGCUACUGUAUUGGAUAUUAUAGAAGGUUCUUUCAUUCAAGAUCAUCAUUCUUGACAGACCCAUAAAUAUUUCCUAUAAAGACUGUAGAAGUGUGUUCUGGAGGGUUUGCUCUCCAAAAGGGAUUGUAAUAUAGAGUAGAAUUGGGAUAGAUUAUUGAAGACACUGGGUUUAGACAUUGGAUAUUUUAAUGAUUGUGUGUUCUAAUUCAUGUGCUGCCAACUGAGUUAUCUAGUGAUAUGACCUCACUGUCUUGACCAAAGCCAGAAUAGAAGGCAGGAUUCCUGAAUUCUAUCUUAAAAUUUGUAAUGAAGAGCCUUUUCCCUAAAUUAUCCCAUUAUGUAAUUCUUGGUCAGCUCAAGAACUGGGUUCUUUUUCUAAUAAUUAACUCACUAAAUCUGAGCCAGUGUCCAAGGACAGUUUGUCAUUAAGGAGUACUGAGACUUCUUAGCUUUGGUACUGACAGUUUUCUUUUGCCUCUUGACAUAAUUGGUAUAUGGAUCUGAUAACUGAGGUCCCAUCUUCCCUACUCAUUCCUAUGGGAAUGAUGCUUUGGAAAUUAUUAGAUAUAUCCUAUUCCCUUCCUCCCAUUUUUUUCCUGCUAGUGCAAAAGGUAGACGAGUAGGAAGAUUAGGAUUCCUGAGUUGCCCAUGAUUUCAUCUAAUUUUUGGAUUCAGAAUGUAUUUUAUGAAUAAUAUGCAGAGAUGCAUAUUAGGAAUGUGAAGCCAGAAUGGGUCAGUUGUAGCUGCUGCAAAGUUCUGUAGCUGAUGGUCAUUUAAUUGCAUGGGGAUUAUUUUAUCUUUCAUGAUUGUGGUGCACCUGAUGCUGGCAGGGUAUUUGUGUGUUUUUGUAUUGUUAUUUGAUUACAAAAAUAAAGCAAAAACUAACAAAUAAGGUAUUGAAGAAUUUGGGGGAAAUUUUCUGCUUUCAAAAAAGGGGGAAAACAUUAGGCAUUAUUGGCUUUUUAUUUUUUUUCUUAUUCAUUAUUAUUAUUUUUUUUUGAGAUGGAGUCUCACUCUGUCGCCCAGGCUGGAGUGCAGUAGUGCGAUCUUGGCUCACUGCAAGCUCUGCCUCCCGGGUUCAUGCCAUUCUCCUGCCUCAGCCUCCCGAGUAGCUGGGACUACAGGCGCCUGCCACCACGCCUAGCUAAUUUUUUGUAUUUUUAGUAGAGAUGGGGUUUCACCGUGUUAGCCAGGAUGGUCUCGAUCUCCUGACCUCAUGAUCCAGCUGCCUUGGCCUCCCAAAGUGUUGGGAUUACAGGCGUGAGCCACUGCACCCAGCCCUUAUUAAUUUUUUUAAGAGAUAAGGUCUCACACUGUCACCCAGACUAGUGCACUAGCACCAUCAUAGCUGACUGCAGCCUGAGACCCCUGGGCUCAAGGGAUCUUCCCAUCUCCGCCUCCUGAGUAGCUAGGACUACAAGCACAUGCCACUGCAGCCAGCUAAUUUUAAAAUUUUUGUAGAGACAGGGUCUUGCUACGUUGCCCAGGCUGGUCUUGAACUCCUGGCUUCAAGCAGUUCUCCUCCCUCAGCCUCCCAAGCUGCUGAGAUUACAGGUGUGAGCCACCACACCUGGCCCAUUAUUGGCUUUUGUGUGACCUCACCUGAGUAUUUUUCUAUCUUUGUAUGUUAUCUAGUAUUGCCCAAAUUUUCUUAAAUUGUAAUAUUUCAGGACAAGUUUUUAUGGUAACAGAUUAAUGCUUGAUAACUAAGGAGUUAUCAACUUAGGAGUUGGCUGAUAAACUUAGGAGUUUGCUGUUGAGGCUGAAAUUCAGUUACAAGGCAGCAGUGGUUGGGGUGAUACAAAAUCAAUGCUCUGUGGUAGGUAACCACUCUGAGUCUCAGUUCCCUCAUCUGUAAAGCAGAAAUAAUGCCUACCUUACAGGGUUACCAUAAACAUUAAAUGAAUGUUUGCAAAGCAUAUAGCACAGUGCUUAAACAUAGCAGGGUAUCAAUAAAUGAUAAUUAGUUGCUGCUAUUAUUAUUAAUUGAAACAAACUGAAAAAAAAAUGUUAUCCACAUGUUUUAAAAAUAGGAAGUAGUAGUACAGCCCCAAACUUAUCUUACUUGUAGAUUCUUUAUGAUCAACUUCAGGAAUUUUAAGGGAUAAAAUAUUGGAAAAGCACAGGACUAUAUUGUUUGCAGACUGUCUAAAACACUUUUAUUCACUUUGUAAGCAGCUAUAACAAAGAAACAGGAAAUUUUACUAAAUUUUCUUUUUAUUCACGAAACAAAGGAUUUGGUUUAACUUGGGAAAGAACAAAGUCGCAAGUUCAAUUUAAGUUAAUUUGCAUCUGAAGAGAUUAAUAACAGGUACAAUUUAUGUCCUGUCACCAUCACCUAUACAAUGUACUAUGAUGGCUGGCAAUAUAUAAAACCUAUUUCACAAACCUUGAUGUCUACCAGAAUAAAGAUGUUCAUGUCUUAGAUGGGUUAAGAUGGGCUCCAUUAGUAGAAAAAUUUGGCAAAAAUCCUUGUCUCUUUGGAUUGAAAAUGAGGAAAACAAGAGAUUUGUACCUUAUGAUGGAGAAGAUAACAUAGUCAAACGUAAUAUGUGAUACUUUUAUCUCAGUUUCAUUAAUCAGCAAGUAGGCUCUUUGUUUAGCUCCAUGAGAAAGAAAUUCUAUAUUCUCUAUUUUUCUUGUUAGCAUAAAGGACUCAGCAUGUGAAUAAAGAAAGCAUUCUUUA
Molecule: messenger RNA, 5086 nt
Organism: Gorilla gorilla gorilla (western lowland gorilla)
Lineage: Eukaryota; Metazoa; Chordata; Mammalia; Primates; Hominidae
Gene: ZNF572
Product: zinc finger protein 572
Exons: 3
Coding region: 173-1756 (527 amino acids)
Biological process (GO): regulation of transcription by RNA polymerase II
Molecular function (GO): DNA-binding transcription factor activity, RNA polymerase II-specific; RNA polymerase II cis-regulatory region sequence-specific DNA binding
Source: RefSeq, a predicted model, not a curated record